AUGGGUUCAUCAGCAUCCAAGCCCGCCGCUCGCGCCGCCAAUGCCGCCACCAAAGCAACACGCCAAUACCCGUCUCGCCCAUCACCGGCAACUUCAACACAAGCAGCACCUUCUGCACGCACAUCGAACGCUCCAUCCCAGCCUCCGCAUCCGCCAGCCGCAAAUCGCCAACCAGGUCCCACAGUCCACCCUCAAGCCCGCGCCAGCGGUCAGCGCAAUGAAGAAAUCAACCUCGAUGCCUCAGACCCAGACUUUGCGCGCUCCCUGCGUCAACUAGGCGCAGUACAACCAAACCCUACUCUCUCGCCUUCAUCAACUUUUGCCGCACACCCAAGCUCUCACUUCCCAAACCCCUACGGACAGCAAGGAAACAACACGACAGCGCCUCCUCAACGGAUGAAUCCUGCUCUACGCGUGCUUCAAGCCCGUGCUGAAUUGGCUGCUGAAGCCGAAAAGGAGUUCUUGGAGGCUGGCAGGACUGGCGGUGCUGGGAGGCGGUUUGUGGAUAUCGGCACUCUGAGAAAUAUCGUCACGAUGAGAGAUCAGAGAAACAUGAGUGCUACCGAGAUCGAAAGGGCUUUGGGUCUGAGGAGUGGCACUGUAGCAAAAUUGGGCCCAAAGGGUGUCCUUGGAGUCGAGGGCAUUCAGGAUGACUAA
Aureobasidium namibiae CBS 147.97 is the source of this 657-nucleotide messenger RNA. RefSeq lists its product as uncharacterized. The coding region runs from base 1 to 657 and encodes 218 amino acids. The transcript is spliced from 2 exons. The record is from RefSeq and is a predicted model, not a curated record. Lineage: Eukaryota; Fungi; Ascomycota; Dothideomycetes; Dothideales; Saccotheciaceae.